This is a messenger RNA of Gavialis gangeticus (Gharial), 1776 nucleotides long. RefSeq names its product thyrotropin releasing hormone (gene TRH). Lineage: Eukaryota; Metazoa; Chordata; Crocodylia; Gavialidae. The coding region runs from base 151 to 939 and encodes 262 amino acids. Gene Ontology annotation, molecular function: thyrotropin-releasing hormone activity. Gene Ontology annotation, cellular component: extracellular region. The record is from RefSeq and is a predicted model, not a curated record. The transcript is spliced from 3 exons. Gene Ontology annotation, biological process: hormone-mediated signaling pathway.
UCUAUUGGAUGCUGUGUGUGUUUGUAGUAAAAAGGGCAACUUUGAAGCUCAGAUGUGCAAACAGCUUUAAAGGAGUAAUCUGAGGAACCUCUUGCAGGAAGAACAACCCUAACCCAAACACAAACCAGUUGCAGGAACAUCUCUCCUGCCAUGACAUCAGUCCAACUGCUGCUGCUGCUUUCCUUGACUUUGUCUGGCAUCUGCCUCAAUUUGGGGCAGCUCACUCUGGAAGGUGGCGAGAAUGGGGAAAGGAGCCACCUGGAUGACAUCUUGCAGAGGGCAGAAAGCAUCCUCCUUAGGUCUAUCCUCAAGAAAGUAGAAGAGGAGGAAGAGCUCAAUAAAGAACGAGAUGCUUCUGAGCCAGAUUCUCUUUCCAAACGACAGCACCCUGGGAAAAGAUUCUUCAAUAUGCUGGAAAAGAGACAGCACCCAGGGAAAAGGGAAGAUGGAGAAGAAGCCUUGUAUGGUGAUAUCCAGAAGAGGCAACAUCCAGGGAAAAGAGAGGAAGACGAUGACCUUGACCGCUACAUGGAGCUGCAGAAGCGACAACAUCCUGGCAAAAGGUCACUGUGGGACCAGUACGUUGAUGCCCCUAGCACCCAGCUGACCUACCUGAAUGAAUUAUCCAAAAGGCAGCACCCAGGCAAGAGGUAUCUGGUUUAUGUCAAGCGUCAGCACCCUGGCAAGAGGGGCUGGGAGGAUGAGCUGGAUCUGGGGGAGCAGCACUUGGAGAAACGGCAGCACCCUGGGAAAAGAUUCUCCGACUCUGAAAGCCCAGAUUAUGCUGCCCCCUGUGACCUCCAAGAUGACUUCAACUGUAGCAAAGGCAGCUUAUUGCUUGAGUUAUUAGAUAAUGUCAAUAAGGGCAGGGUGGAAGAGAAGCGGCAGCACCCGGGGAGGAGGUUUGCAUGGGAAAGUGAGGCUGAGGCAGAGGAAUGAGAAUGGCUGAGUGUAUUGUACAUCAUUUACAUUUGAUUGAGUCAUCUGCCAGACCACUUAAAGUUCUCUUUCUCCUCACUCUGGCUCCCUGAAGUGCCUAAUUUGAAGUGUGCGAGUGUUCCCAUUGAAGGCAAGGGCAUUAUUCACACACUCAAAGUGAAGGGCAUGCUUAACUACUAAAUCAAAUUGAGUCAAUUUGUCAAAUCCUGCCAAGUCUCAAAGGCCUUCAAUUCCCACAACUGUGGAAGUUGAGGUGCUUGGUUAAUCAUGGGAUCUGGCCCUAAAACAAUGUCUUUUUGUGCGUGCACCAAGUCUAUUUCCUGAGGACUACCCCCACCUUUUAUAGGUUUAGGAUACAUGAUACACAGUUUCCUCCUAUGCAAGGGCAAUCAGAAAAUGGAUGCAUCAAGAAUGAAAGAAAAGAGUGGCAAAUGCAAGUGAUUUCCAACUGAACUGUAGGAAAAGAGGGUUUUAGUUUAGAAUGAUGGAGUUAGUGUGUAUCAUCAGAACAGGUCACAGUAUGUGAAGGCACUUGUUCCACUAUCUCCUGGGCAGAGACAGGCAUUGUCCAAAUGGAACAGGAAAGAUGUUUGGGCUUCACACCUUGACUUGGAACAACUGCCUCAAAGCAAACAUAAGUCAGGUAGGAAACUGCAGAAUGCAAAUAAAUAACCCAUGUGUCACGUAACAACUUAAGAGUGAGGUAAGAAGAAUGCUGCAUAAGUACUCACAAUAAGUUUUCCUAAUCACUACCUUCCAGGCAUUUGGCUUGAAACCUAUGUCUUUCUAUUAAAAGUCAAUAUUUAAACUGCAGCAAGUCAAUACCCUUUACUCCUG